AUUCAAGAUUCUCAACUACUAAAGCGAUCGAAGAAGGGAACUAAAAACCAAGCCAGUGUCUCACUCUCACCCCAGAAACUCAUUGUUGUGUGGCACAACAAACUUCACCAAUGAUGAAAGCCCUCACAAGCUCUUGUUCUAAGGCCAUGGUCGAGACUCUAGGACCCUUCUCUCCCAGAGUUCCCCUUUGUGUUUCUGAUAGACCCGAAUUCUGCUUCACCCUUCGUUCCAAAAAUGAGAAAAAGGGAUGGAAUUUAUUGCUCCUGAAACUGGUUCGAAACAAUGAUCUUUACCCUGUUCAUGCAGUGCCACCAAAGGACCAGGUGGACUUGGAGACUGUGGAGCCUCAGGCUCAACAAAGUGAACAAACAAAUGAAUCAAAGUUUGUUCAUGUAUCGUUCCAGUUAGAAAAGAGUUGUAAUUUUGGUGAACAGUUUCUUAUAGUUGGAGGUGAUCCUGUGCUUGGUUCAUGGGACCCUUUAGAGGCAUUACCCAUGACAUGGUCUGAAGGACAUGUAUGGGCUGUGGAGCUGGAUAUGCCUGCUGGACAAACAUUCCAGUAUAAGUUCAUACUGGAAGGAGAAGGGGGGGAUAUUAUUUGGCAGCCAGGGUCGGAUCGAUUGAUCCACACUUGGGAAACUAAGAAUAGAAUAGUUGUUCUCGAAGAUUGGGAGAAUGUAGAACUUCAGAAAAUAACAGAGGAAGAUCAACUUGCCGAGCCAAAUGAGGAACCCCAGGUUGACUUUGAAGUGCCAACUUUAGCUGAAUUUCUUAAUAAUCCUCAAGAAGAACUGGAUUCCAAAGCAUCGGAAAUAUCGUCUGUAGAAGAUACCCAAAUUCAGUCUGUGGAGGAACCACUUGCUGAAACAGUUCGGCAACAAAUCACUGAGGAAGAUCAACUUGCCGAGCCAAAUGAGGAACCCCAAGUUGACUUUGAAGUGCCAACUUUAGCUGAAUUUCUUAAUAAUCCUCAAGAAGAACUGGAUUCCAAAGCAUUGGAAAUAUCAUCUGUAGAAGAUACCCAAAUUCAUGCUGUGGAGGAACCACUUGCUGAAACAGUCCGGCAACAAAUCACUGGUAAUAGUAUUUCUUCCUCAAUGGAAAAGCCAAUGUCUAUUGUUGUAGAAAACAUAAGUUCUUCGGGGGAUCUCAUCAGCAGUAUAAGCCACAAAAGUAAUAAAAAGAGUAUACUUCAACCAAGUGAAGAAUCUGCAGAUAGUCCAGGAAAUGAUGAUAUAAUACAUGAUCUUGGUCAAAAUGGAAAUCCUGCAUCACUGGAGAACCAGGAAAAGACAAUUGUGGAAAGCAGCUUAUUUGAUCUUGAAGAAGGUCCUGUUCUUGUACCUGGCUUACCAAUACCACCAACUGAGCCAACUGAUGAAGCAGACCAAGGUGAAGUUCAAGAAACGACUAAAAAGGACACUUCAGUUGAAGCUUUUGAAACUCAGGAUCAGAACAUAGCUAAGUUCAGUAAGGAGGAAGAAACUGAUGAUGCCAUACCCCAAGAGAUAAAUGCAACCAUCAAUAAUGGACCAGAGCUGCUUUACAAUAAACAACAUGAAGAGUCUCAUUUGUCCCCAGAAAUGGAAGACUGGCCAAACUACGAGCCAGAUGAUGACAAUACCGUGCAAAAUGACAUCAAAUGGGGCCAAGACACGGUAAACAAGUUUCUAACAAAACUUGGAUUCUUUUGAUGGCAAACUUUAAAGAACCAAGGGAAGAAAACUUCAUUGAAACUGGUCAUGAGUUUUGUGAUCAUUCUGAUCCAUUUGCCAAAAUUUUGAUUUUCCUGGUAAAUAUGGCAUGUUAUGUGAUGAUGGUUGUUGAGUGUAUGCUAUGCUGCCAUGUACUUACAUUGGAAUAAUUCUUUCAGUUUUGGCCACUUCUGUAAUCUGUAUAGUACUAGGAGUUUCAUGGGCGAUAGAUAGCGCAUCUGCUGUAUAUCAUAUCAUAGUGAUAGUGAUUUGUAACAUGUAUCUGUUGUAAUAAGUUCUAUGAAAUGCUUCUAAUUUCUAUCUUUUUCCUA
Molecule: messenger RNA, 2026 nt
Organism: Glycine soja
Lineage: Eukaryota; Viridiplantae; Streptophyta; Magnoliopsida; Fabales; Fabaceae
Exons: 6
Coding region: 111-1694 (527 amino acids)
Cellular component (GO): membrane
Molecular function (GO): starch binding
Source: RefSeq, a predicted model, not a curated record